CCUCCAUGAAGGAAACGCACGGAUCCUAUUGGCCGCGGUUCAUAUUUUAAACAACAAUUUUCGGCAACGGGUACCGAAUAGAGCAUGAGAAGUGUAUAUUUCAUGGAGACUAUACAAGGAACACGAACUUCAUGUGUACAAAUCGUUUCCCAAAAUGAGAGGGCCUAUAUAGUAUAAGUGCCGAAACUAGUCGGCGGGGAGCGGAGUAUAAGGCGGCAGUGAAAACUUACUACGAAUCACAUUGCAAGAUCAUCGAUUAGUCGAACUUGGGCAUCCCGGCAACCAAUUACACUCUGGUGCUAAAGAAACCUAAUGUGUAUGAUUACUGUUAACAAGUUUUUUCAAUUCACGCAUUUCAGUUCUCACUCCUUGUAUAGUCUCAUGUGUAUAUUUUAUAAACACGUCUGACAUAAGGUACACGAGUAUCUUCGCCGGAAAAGUUAUAACUGAACGAAAGCUGUGAUGGAGCAAGUGCAAUGGUCAACGCCAAAUAAAAGUGAUAUAAAUCGACACGUGUCGCCAAUAGAAAGUCCCCGUAGUCUGAGGACUCCUGUAAAACAAUAUGAGUCUAAACAUAAACAAACUGCAUAUCAGAAUAGCACUGGUGGUUUUACUGUUUUGCCAAAUCACAUCACUCCACCGUCUGGGAUCACAAAGUUCAUAGCAAAGAACCCGUUCGAAGCAAACCUCACUAAUAGGCUACAUUUAUCUGUGAUUAGUCCCACCGUGUUUACUCAGGUUUCUAGUCCGGGACAAGACUCGCCCAACUUCAUGUGGAGCGUUGAAGAACUGGCUCUUAUUAAACCAGCUCGGAUAGAAGAAUCUCCUGUUCAACAAUUCCAUUGUUCAGAUCCUGAGAUUGAGAUUAAAGCGCAGGCUGCUAUUGAUAAAUUUUUUCGUGAAAACAAAAUAUUCCCAAGUCCAUGGGAUUCCAAGCGGAAAGACUUGAAAAAAAUUGAAAUUUCGACACCCACAAGGCCUCAAGAAGACUUGAACAGCACAAGAGAUUCUCAUAAAGCAAAAAAAGAUAUUCAUUUACUUACAGGCUGGACACAAACUCUACUUUCUUUACCUCCUGAUUUACCCAAGGAUUUAGAGGAAGCUCUGAAGCCAUACUUCACAUUUACACAGGAGCAACAGCAAGUCGAAAAUGAUGAGGCUAAUUUGAGCAAUAGUUCUCUACGCAGAAAGUUGUUUUUCAAUCACGAUGAUAAUCUUGAAGAUGAUCAGUAUAGUUUGAUGUCACUUUCACCUGUACAAUCCCACGGUUUAAUGAAAUUAGGUGUUACUUGUAGCCCCACUCAAAGUGGCAUGCUCUUAGAAGGAUUACCUCUGAAGAGAAGUUCACGAAAACUUGAGCGUGAUCACGGUACACCAAUAGCUAGCGCCAGUAAUUUAUCACCUCCGAGUAUCUCUCCAAUUGGUAAUAAUAAUAGUAACAUCUCAUGUCAAAGUAUCAGAUCUCGAGUAUCUCGUUCUGUGGCUAGGCUAGAUUUUACGACUGACAUGAGCAUCGAGGCUUCUGUGACUGAAGAGAAAAAGACUGACAAAGAUGACGAGCAUAAUGAUUCAAUGUUUAGUUAUCGGUCAACUUUAGGUGCUUCUAUGCUGUGCACCAAAUUGAGUAGCUCUACUGAAGACAUAGAUAAAUUUGUAGAACCACAGAAAUUGAAAAAUCAGACAAAACCGAAUGAAACUAUCGAGAUGAUACUAUUAGGGGAUGAGACAACACAAGUUGAAUAUGAAGAUCGAAUUACGGAAGAUUCCUCUCUCACUCAUCGUCAGCAAAAGGAAACUGUGAAUCGUUUAAAGUUAGCUGCGGAUUGGUGCAAAUUGCAUUCCAACGAGAGUUAUGCGUAUCAGAACAACACAUUUGCAGGAAUUUCAGGGCAGCAAAGUACUUUUAAUUUUGCUCAAGAUACUGGCUAUCAAACUCAAAGUAUGAAUAGUACCAGUAUGCACGAAAAUGCCAAUGCUUCUCCAACUAAAAGCAACAUCCGAUGGGACGAAAGAAUUUUGACACAUGAUGACGAAAUGCACAUGUCCGAUUGGAAAAGAAACAUACAAAACAUAUACAGUUCAACUCCGUCAAAGAAUCAAAGCAGAGACAAUUGAAUUUAUAGAUAUGUGUGAGGUUCUACACGAAGUAUUGAAUGUAAUGUGCAUAGUUUUAUUUUGCAUGGCAUUUAUUGAUGUAUAUGUGAAACAGGCAUUUCGGCAACAAUAAGAUAACAAAGUUUGGCGAUUAGGACCUGCAUAUUCGCCAUAUGAUAUAAAUUUUCAAAUACCGGUAAUUAGUAUAGAAGUUUAUUAUGUGUUUGUAAAAAAAAUUCGAUUAUUGAUUUGUGUAAAUGUUUAUAAAUUGUGAAAUCAUAUGACUGCCAUAUUAGUUGGUUAAGUUUCAUACUAUUUAGAAUAGUAAGGCUACUCUAGUAUUAUUCAUCUAAUUGACCAGUAUUUCCUGCCACAAAAUUAAGUUAGGUAUAAUUGUAAUCAAAAUGUUUUACACAUUUUGUAGAAUUCUUGAAGUGGAUACUUUCUACUCCAAAAUGAUGAACUUCGACUGCAAUACAAUUGAAGUUUCAAUUUCUUUCAGUUUCUUUACCCUAAAUAGGGACUCCAUGCCAAGUAACAUUAUAUGUGAAAUUGAGCUACAGAAAUUUGAUUUUAUAUAAUAGUGCCAAAAGAAACAAUUUAAUAAUUUAGUGUGACAUGUUAAUACAAGUAGAAAUAAAAAUAUAUAUACAAUAAAACUUACAACUACCCAAUAUAGUGGAAAAUUAUCAUUAAUUCAUUAGUCUCAGAGUAAAAGAGUUAAAAAACCUUUCAACCAUAUAACAUCAUUAUUGUAUAAAUACAUCAAGGAUGAGUAUCUCGUAGGUAUGUGACAUACAAAUAUCAGAUAUCUCACACCGUCACUAAACAGUAAACACAACGCGAUCGUAGCGCCAUCAUUCUCGAUCCUACUCAUCUCUGCUUUCGACAUCGUGACACGAAAGUUGACGACAGUCGCUAUCGAAGAUCCUCUCAGGCUCAUUUCUGCGUAUUAUUUAAAGUUCAAACCUGUUGUCACCACAAAUUGUCUAUUUCAUUAUUGUAUUUUGUAAUAUUCAACAAACGAAUUUCAUUAGAAAAAUACAAUGAACAACUCUUCUGAUCCUCGUCGUCCCGAUAAGGAAGUUCGAUACAAGCCGAUAGUAUCAAAUAGCCAGGCUCAGCCAGGAGAUGAUUUGACGCCAGAUUAUAUGAACAUUUUAGGAAUGAUAUUCAGUAUGUGUGGCUUGAUGAUGCGACUUAAAUGGUGCGCCUGGGUCGCUCUUUACUGUUCAUGCAUCAGUUUCGCCAAUUCCAGAGCGAGCGACGAUACCAAACAAAUUCUAAGUAGUUUUAUGCUCUCUAUUUCGGCUGUUGUUAUGUCCUAUCUUCAAAACCCACAACCAAUGAGUCCACCCUGGGCAUCUGCGAUGCAGUAGUAAGUUGUAGGAUAUUUUCACUUUGUUGUAUUGUGAAAAUUCUCAUUCUUCAAAUUUGCAAUAACGUCUAUUAAGGAUCCACUGUACUGGUUGAUCUGUCAUUCCACAAUGGUGUACAUAAUAGUUGAUCAGACAAGACUGCUAACUAAUAAGUUUAUGCCAUCUUUGUACUAUUUGUAUUGGAUCACAACUAUUAAUACUAUGGAUUAGCUGUGCAAACUUGAUCAUCACUGGUAUCAAAUAAAACUUUUAAUCAACUGUUAUGUUCUGAA
Neodiprion virginianus is the source of this 3745-nucleotide messenger RNA. RefSeq lists its product as uncharacterized. The record is from RefSeq and is a predicted model, not a curated record. Gene Ontology annotation, biological process: regulation of mitotic nuclear division; activation of protein kinase activity; regulation of mitotic spindle organization. Bases 463 to 2115 code for a protein of 550 amino acids. Gene Ontology annotation, cellular component: cytoplasm; nucleus. The transcript is spliced from 8 exons. Gene Ontology annotation, molecular function: protein kinase binding. Lineage: Eukaryota; Metazoa; Arthropoda; Insecta; Hymenoptera; Diprionidae.